AUGAAUGAACAUAGCUGUCAAGUAUGCCCUUCGAGGUUUAGUCGACCCGAGCAUUUAAAGCGGCAUGCAGUAUCCCAUAACAAUGCCCGCCCCGACUCGCUGCGCCGGCAUGAGCGCACUUGCAAAUCUCGCCAAUAUACUUUUAAUUCACACGUCGAUCAUACCUCGCGUGGUGAUUUUGACGAAACGCAUUUGGUCAAACGGCGAUGCUACUCAACUCAAGACGAGAAAAUUGCUCCAUUAGUCGGUAGCAAAAAUGCCAUUGAUCCUCUUCCAAAUUGCCCAGAGGUCUCAGAAUUCCCCGCCGCCUCUUCACUUGAAUGGGGAAAUACAAGUACAGACUCGUUCUUCGAGACGGAUCCUUCAAAUUGGAGAUGUUCUCUGUUCAAAGAAAAAGAGAUAGCACCAUUCUCCGAUUCAUUUCUUGAGUCUGGACAGGAUCUGCUACAAAACAUACCGUCCCCACUCGACUUCUCAGCUUUGGACCUUCUGUUCUCCUCCCAAAUCAACUCCGACAUCAUCAAAGCCGAGAGACUGGAACAUCUCGCAUAUUUCACUAGUUCAAUGGGAAUGUCUACGUUCACUGACCGCGAAACAUUCCGAUGGAGUCAGAAUAUGAUCGCAAAUGCCUACAAUGACAACUUUGGUCUCAUGCAGAGCACAACCGAGACAUACCCCGAGAGCGAUAAAUUGACGACAAAAGCAACGGAAAUUGUUGAAAGUCUACGCAAAACAAUCGCCAAUAAGCGAAAUAAUGACGUGAUAAAAUUCGAUUGGUCACCCGCAAUAUACACCCAGUGUCAGGAUUUCUACUCACCCGGCAACAUCCGUCGCUUUCUGCAAUAUUUCUGGUCGCUCUGGUAUCCCAAUUGCCCGAUCAUUCACAAGCCGCUGUUCGAUGCCUGCAAAGCAAGCCCUGCAUUGUUAUGCGUAAUGGUCCUGAUAGGGGCUUGCCUGUCGCCCAGCAAAAAUGACGUUCAAGAUGCCAGGAAAUGGCUCGAUUGUGUCGAAGAGCUCAUCUUCAGCCAUGAGUCUUUCCGAGAUUCCUAUUCCCGCAGAAAAGAUGACACGGAUUGGAAGAAGGAAAGACUUCAGAGCAUCCAGGCGGGAUAUUUGGUAUGCUCGCUACAGAAGCGAGAGGGGCCGGGAGAAGCACAGGCGAGGAUCCGGCGAUAUCGUCAUGCGUCAAUGGUGACACUUGCAAGACAUAUCGGGAUUGGAACGGCUUCUCACCGACACUUGGAGAUCAACCGAGACUCCCAAUCUUGGUGGCGAGAAUUUGCAGAACAGGAGGAGCUGAUGAGAACUAUCAUCUUCGUCUUUCUGAUCGACGCGGCACUUGUCAUUUUCCACAAUUCGCCGCCCCGGGUAGUGGUAUCCGAACUCAAAAUGGACGUGUCCUGCCCAGAAGCAUGUUUUCAAGCCGAAUCGGCCACAGAAUGCCUGCUUCAACUGGAGGAAUGGACUAAGACUCGAUUCUGGAGAAACAGGUCAUCCAUGGUGUCAGUAGUACGACGGAUCUGCCAGAACCAAAUCGACGAAGAGAUGGUGCGGGAAUUCUCACAGCUUGGAACAUUGAAUCUAUUCACGGUAGUACAAGCAAUUCACUCCUUGAUGUUCCAUCUCCAAAACUCACUCGUCUUCGAAGCCACAUUAGCACCUGUACAAACAGGCCUCGAGAAUUGGAGACGUAUUUGGGACCAGCGCGUACCAGAAGAUUUUAACAUUCCGCAGACGCCAGAGACCUUGUGGAAGCAAAUGGGCUUUCUGCGCCAUGCAUCGGAGUUUUGGCAUUUGGCACGUAUCAAGGCUGCUAAGAUUGUUUCUUCUGCGGGGGAUGACUGCGAGGAUGAGAUACAAGAGCCCUCGAGGUAUGACCAUACUGAUAUGGGGGAUGUGAAUGGGUUGAUUAUGGAGUAUCGACGGUUAAAUCUCGGAAUGACGUGA
Messenger RNA from Penicillium soppii, 1947 nucleotides. RefSeq names its product transcription factor domain-containing protein. The record is from RefSeq and is a predicted model, not a curated record. Gene Ontology annotation, molecular function: DNA-binding transcription factor activity, RNA polymerase II-specific; RNA polymerase II cis-regulatory region sequence-specific DNA binding; zinc ion binding. Bases 1 to 1947 code for a protein of 648 amino acids. NCBI's taxonomy places the organism in Eukaryota, Fungi, Ascomycota, Eurotiomycetes, Eurotiales, Aspergillaceae. Gene Ontology annotation, cellular component: chromatin. Gene Ontology annotation, biological process: regulation of transcription by RNA polymerase II; DNA-templated transcription. The transcript has 6 exons.